Mesorhabditis belari is the source of this 816-nucleotide messenger RNA. Lineage: Eukaryota; Metazoa; Nematoda; Chromadorea; Rhabditida; Rhabditidae. The record is from the annotation of a GenBank genome assembly.
AUGUUAGCGAGACAAGCUUUGCAACGAGUUCGAGGACUUCAUCGAACAGCUCGACAGGCUACAUGGAUACUGCAACGAGUUUGGGUGCCUGACCCGACGCCGGAAGGAGCUGUGCAAAGAGAUCCACGAGAGCUACCAAACACACAACGAUUAGAGGUUGUCGAACAGGAGCCAACAACGCCGACGGGAAACAUAGAAUUAAUAUUGAUGGAGGAUGUUGAAGGCGUCGGCCAUCAAUUCGAUGUUGUGAUGGUUGAAACUGAUUAUGCUCGUACCGAGCUAUUACCGACCCGAAAAGCCGUCUAUGCUUCCCCCUUUGAUCUCAAGUAUUAUGGCGAUAUGAAAGAAAAAAUGAAAGAUGAAUUGGCCAGUCGUGUGCGAAUACCAUAUGAAUAUUUAGUGGUUGGAAGGCAGCUACAAAAAAUGGUUGUCCCGAUCAAGAUUAGCAUGGACAACAAAUGGGAACUAAAUUCGACAGUAAUCAAAGCGUCUCUACGUCAAAUUGGUGUGGACAUAUUAGAUGAUGCUAUCUAUGUGCCAAGUGAUCCACCAAUUACAGGACCAAACUUUGAACUGGAAGCUCACUUAAUCAGAUUUUACAUCGUGGUUUGUAAACAAUUUGUUGUGCCGAUGAUUGGAAUCAUCGAGCAUGUAUCGUCUGAUGCGUCGAAAAAGAUUAUUACGCUUGAGACUUCCAAAUUUCCGUCCACCUCAGAGCUCGAAAAAUAUGGAUUGCGGCCUGAGGAAUGCUACUAUCACAAAAAAGCCGAAAUCGAGAAAGAUUUUGAUGUUUUUGGUUUGAUGAAACUUCGAAAA